AGCGGGGUAGCGGCUUUGCGCGUCUUGCGUCGGGCCUUGCGACUCAACAGCUUCAUUCGGUGACAGAUGGUGUGUUGAGGUCAAUAUAUACCAUCUGUCAUCAUGCCUCUCGAUGAAGAAGGCGCCAAAUGGUCAUGUGAGCCAUGUAUCCGUGGCCAUCGAUCGUCAAAAUGCCAGCAUUUCGACAGACUGAUGAUGAAAGUCCCCAAAGCCGGGCGUCCGCUUGCGAAAUGUCCUCAUCCGAAAGGCACAUGCAGCUGUCAGAAGUUGUAUGCGUUCAUGAUUCGUAUACCGAAAGGUCCUACUUGUCUCUGCAGGCCAGUAUACCAACUGCCCGCUGAUGGGGAUGAGACCGGUCAGCCUACCAUUCCCACGCCGCCGGCCUCGAUUCCUCCGAUGGCUUCCCCGGUACCGGGCAAAGUGCAGAAGUCCGGCAGAAGGCAAAGCAAUCUUCAAGCGGCACCGGAGAAUAUUGUCAAAGCAUUGGACUCGGUAUCCCAAUUCGAAGCCCCGCAAAUUCAGAAUGGAAUUUCGAAUAACUUAUCUUCCUAUCCGGCUCAUACGCCUGCAUUUAACAACUCAUAUGGACCUUUGAACCUAGGAUUCAAUGGAAACAUGACCCAGCAUUCUUUUGACCAAGUCGAAAGUUCAACACAACAGAAAGGCAGCUGUUGCUCCAGUAAAUCCGAACCGCCCAAACCAGUUCAGGCCAAAGGUCCUUGUUGCGGAAAGUCGGAUUCACCAGCGGAUAACAGCCCCAGUGGUGAGACCGGGAUAGAAGAAAGUAAAGGUUCUCAUGUCGCACCUUUGCAUGGGAUGCCGUAUCCUCCAUUCUCAACCCCUCAGGUAUCGACUUGGCAGGAUUUCAAUGUACCGGGACAAGGUCAAUACAUGCAGCCUUUUGUCAUGCAUCAACCACAGGCUCAACUGCCAGCUUAUCUGCCUGAAUACAUGUCCAGCAAUGCCACACCCACCCCGAUGGGCUACCCACACCAAAGCAUUUCCCAAGAUAUAUUUGCUCAGCCUCCCUUGUCAUCUUUACCCGAGAAUGCUCCGCAAAACUUCACAUUUACACCUCCGCCCACAUUUGAUAGUGAUUCAACCCAUGAGUGUAGAUGUGGUGACGGCUGCCAGUGCUUAGGUUGUGCUUCCCACCCAUAUAACAACACCACGAGACAGCAUGUUCAGGAAAUGGGUCUCUUGGUUACUCUUGAUGAUGGAAAGCAAAGCCCAGACAAAAUGAAUGGCCACCAAAACCACUUCCCUGCAAGCACUAAUGGAACACCAUUGGCCUACUCCUUCCCUCACUUCGGCCAUCAGCUGAAUGAUGAUAUUCAAGCGAACGCAAUGCACUCGUAUCCUGAACAGACAGCUUACCCCCACAAUGGCUACUCAUCUCCCACCGACUAUGCCCAGCAGCUAAUGGAGCCUUCGGAAUACUAUACUCUCGAGUACCCUGUGGGACUACCAAAUGCUUGUUCUGACAUGUCUGGCAGUUGCCAGUGCGGAAAUGACUGCAGCUGCAUUGGAUGUCUUACCCACAGCGGCCACAACGGUGUUCCGCUCGAGCCUCCAGUUACGACUGCCGAAGAUGCUGUUCACCAAGCAACGCAGGAACCGUGGUCGUCUUCAAUCCCAGCGGGCGUUGAUUCGUCGCGGAUACCAGUGUUGGAUAACCUCUCUGUUCCAGCUUCGAGUCCACAAGCCAUAGACCCAUGAACCACUCAGCCCUGUCUUACGAGGAGAUUGUUAGACAUUCUGAGUGUCUCACGGGAAAUUUUUGAUGAUUAUGAUACCCCCCUCCAUAGAUACUGAAUCUUAGAGCUCACGAACGUUUCUUUCUCACUUCCUGUUUCUUACUUAAUCUUUGGCGGAUACGGAAAAAGGAUACCUUAAGGCGCACUUUGGUUUAUUCCCCUCUCUUUUGUUUGAGUCAAUUGCUCAUGCUGGUUACUUUUCAAUGACUUUUUUUUUGUUGUGCGGUGUCCCUUCAAUGUACUUAUUUCUAAAAGGACCGGUUUGUCUUAACGACAUGGAUUGGAAUGGUCAUGAAAUAAGAAUUUGCUUUACGGACUAUGCAAUUGACCUGAUUUAAUAAGCCCUGAGAUUCGAAUAUAAUCGAAAAGGGCAAAGGAGUCAAACUACCGAGAUUCCUAGGAAUGUGAUGUAAGAGGUGCACAAAAGGUGCACAAACUUGAAAAAA
This is a messenger RNA of Aspergillus wentii DTO 134E9, 2203 nucleotides long. RefSeq names its product putative copper-activated transcription factor GRISEA (gene mac1). NCBI's taxonomy places the organism in Eukaryota, Fungi, Ascomycota, Eurotiomycetes, Eurotiales, Aspergillaceae. Gene Ontology annotation, molecular function: RNA polymerase II cis-regulatory region sequence-specific DNA binding; DNA-binding transcription factor activity, RNA polymerase II-specific; copper ion binding. Gene Ontology annotation, biological process: intracellular copper ion homeostasis; positive regulation of transcription by RNA polymerase II; intracellular iron ion homeostasis. The transcript has 3 exons. Bases 103 to 1719 code for a protein of 538 amino acids. The record is from RefSeq and is a predicted model, not a curated record. Gene Ontology annotation, cellular component: nucleus.